UUUCAUGUGCGAAGAGGUUGAGGAAUUAGGUUAUGUCAAUGCAACGACUGGAGGAAUGAAUAAUAUCUGUGCAACUCUGAUUGAUCUCCCCAUGUUUUGACUUCGCACAGGUCUUGACAGCUGAUCAAAGAGCCAGGAGAUUUUAGCAGUCUUUGCACCAUUCUCUCCGAUAUUCGUGGAGAAGAUCGUGUGUGUAGAACUGGAGAAAUUACAGAAUGAAGAUUGAUAUUCAUACCCAUAUAUUACCAGAGACCUGGCCAGAUUUGACCAAGAAGUACGGGUACGGGGGUUGGAUCCAUCUGAAACAUGGCUGUAAUGGACCAGGCAAGGCCUCCAUGAUGAAAGGCGAGAAACUGUUCAGGGUGAUUGAAGAGAACUGCUGGUCCCCUCAGGCUAGGAUUCGAGAGAUGGACGAAACAGGUGUGACUGUCCAGGCCUUAUCAACAGUACCUGUGAUGUUCAGUUACUGGGCUAAGGCAGAUGACACCCUGGAUGUGUGUAGGAUCCUGAACGAUGACUUGGCUAAGACAGUUCUCUCCCACCCUGACAGGUUUGUCGGGCUGGGCACCCUGCCUAUGCAGGCCCCGGAGCUGGCGGUACAGGAACUCAAGCGAUGUCGCUACGAUCUUAAUUUUAAAGGAGUACAGAUUGGGUCUCACAUCAACAACUGGAAUUUGGAUGCUCCCGAGUUACAACCUGUAUUUGCGGCAGCACAGGAGCAUGACGUGUCGCUCUUUGUUCACCCCUGGGAUAUGGAGCUUGGGGGCAGGAUGAGCAAGUACUGGCUGCCCUGGCUCGUAGGCAUGCCAGCAGAGACCGCAGUGGCCAUCUGCUCUUUACUGAUGGGUGGGGUGCUAGACAGAUACCCCAAACUUAAGGUCUGCUUUGCUCAUGGUGGUGGGUCUUUCCCUUACACCGUGGGCAGAAUAGAGCAUGGGUACAAUGUGCGGCCAGACCUGUGUGCCACAGAUUGCAGCUCCAACCCCCGCCAGUUCCUGGGCAAGAUCUUUACAGACUCUCUGGUCCAUGACCCCCACGCCCUAAAGCUUCUUGUAGAUGUCAUAGGCGAGGAUAAGGUGAUCCUGGGUAGUGAUUACCCGUUUCCUCUGGGGGAACACCUGCCAGGUAAACUGGUGGAAGAUAUGGUGGGCUUUGAUGCAAAACUUAAGGACAAAAUCCUAGUUUCCAAUGCCUGCGCGUUUCUGGGACUGGACAGAGAGCAGUUCGAGGAGCCGUCAGUGACAAACAAGAGACAUAAGGUUGACCACUGAAUGUUGCAGAGGAAAGAAGGCUUUUUAGAAUGCAUAUUAAGUGUACAAUAUGAUUGUUUGUGUACAUGUACUUGUACUUACAUGUACACGUGAUUGGCACUUGUACUUACAUGUACACGUGAUUGGCACUUGUACUUACAUGUACACAUGAUUGGCACUUGUACUUACAUGUACACGUGAUUGGCAUGGCUGUAUAGAAAAUCAUCACUCUUCUUGAAUAGUCAAUACAAAUUUGUUCCGUCAAGUUUACGUGAAACUGUAUGCAAGCUAGGGUUGUUAUCACUAAUAUUGCUCGCCCUGUCAGUUACUUGUCAGUGUUUAUGCCCUUGUUAUUGAGGUAGGUUGUACUAUUGUAAGGAAGGUCGAAUACAAAACUGGAUUAUAGCCCUGAUAACACAACGGUGACACUGAGAUUGCCCUGAUGUAAGGUUUGUCAAAAUGUGGUUCGGACCAUCUU
Molecule: messenger RNA, 1728 nt
Organism: Liolophura sinensis
Lineage: Eukaryota; Metazoa; Mollusca; Polyplacophora; Chitonida; Chitonidae
Product: 2-amino-3-carboxymuconate-6-semialdehyde decarboxylase-like
Exons: 10
Coding region: 216-1271 (351 amino acids)
Biological process (GO): secondary metabolic process
Cellular component (GO): cytosol; cytoplasm
Molecular function (GO): hydrolase activity; carboxy-lyase activity
Source: RefSeq, a predicted model, not a curated record